AUGUACCCUGACGUCAACCACGCCACUGUCGGAGGAAGGAGGAUUAAGGAUUUGGUGCCUCAUCCCGACUGGGUCACAAAUGAGUUUAUGAUUCGCGUCCAGCAGAGAGGGAAGGAGAUCAUCGAGGCUGCGGGGAAAUCGUCGGCUCCGUCAGCGGCGAUGUCGUGUAUUGACCAGAUGCGAGAUUGGGCAUUGGGGUCGGACAACAAGUGGGUGUCUAUGGCCGUCAUUGGCAAGAACAAGGAGAGUUAUGGCAUAGACUCGUAUGGUAUUGAUACGGAUCUCUGUUUCUCGUUCCCUGUCAUCACUGAUGGCCACAGCUGGACCAAGGUUGGAGGCCUGGAAAUGACUGAGUUUGGGUAUUCGAUGCUGCAGCGUAAUGUACAAGAGUUGAAGGCCGAACGCGAUAUGGUCCGCAAUCUAAUGGG
Molecule: messenger RNA, 428 nt
Organism: Perkinsus marinus ATCC 50983
Lineage: Eukaryota; Perkinsozoa; Perkinsida; Perkinsidae
Product: malate dehydrogenase, putative
Exons: 5
Biological process (GO): malate metabolic process; tricarboxylic acid cycle; oxaloacetate metabolic process
Molecular function (GO): L-malate dehydrogenase (NAD+) activity
Source: RefSeq, a predicted model, not a curated record